Molecule: messenger RNA, 3644 nt
Organism: Magnolia sinica
Lineage: Eukaryota; Viridiplantae; Streptophyta; Magnoliopsida; Magnoliales; Magnoliaceae
Exons: 12
Coding region: 313-2712 (799 amino acids)
Source: RefSeq, a predicted model, not a curated record
GCUAAGCCAUUUCUCACGCUCGACGGAGCCCAAGAACGGACGGUCUGGAUCAGCACACUCAGACACGUGGACAUCGGAGAUGGGGAAGCAAAGGAAGGCACUUAGGAGCGAACAAGACGGUAGUUAUGUAUCGUUUUAGUUAGAAGAAGGAAGAAUGCAAGAGAGGGAAAUUCGUUGCAGAGAAUAUCGUCGAACGGCUCAGAGACAUUAUAAGGUGGUACUCAGCGAAUGUUUCUCUUACUGGAAGUCACAAAUAACUGUUGUAUUUUUAUUUUUGUGACAAAAUUGGUCAGUUGUAACAUCUGAAACAUCAUGAGUGGUGCUCCCAAAAGAUUACACGAGGAGGGAAACCAUCCUACAACCUCAAAACGCCCACUUGAUGACAUUCCCAUAUUUUCACAACUUGCUGGGAAAUUCACUCACUCAGUUGCUAAUGAAUACCAUCAACCCUUUGAACAUGGGCAUGAUGGACGCUUUGCCAAAGUCCAAAGGACCGAACCUCGUGAUGGUGAUAAACGAUCACCUCUGCUUCCUCUUUAUCGAAUGCCUUCAUCUUCUGAUUCAUAUUUAGACCAGUCAGUUGCCUCCGAGAACAGGGCAGAAUUGAGAGAAUCCAAGGGCAAUAGAGGUGCAAAGAUUGAGAAUAGAGACAUGAAGGCAGAGACGGGGGAACUGUACACUGAAACAAGGAUGGAUUCUCAAGCUUCUAAAGGUGAGAAAGAUGUAAUGAGAUCAGAGAAUAGGGGUGAUGACAUAGAACUAAAAUCUGAUAGGGAGUCUAACACAGAUUUUAAGGGUGAAACUAAGAUCGAAAAGGAUGGUUUCACUGCAGGGAAUUCUCACAUGAAUGGGAAUGAGCUAAAAGAACACUACAGAGGAAAAAGAUAUUCUGAAUCACCGAGUGAUGGUGCAGAUCCAUGGAGAUUACGUAAUAAUUUACACAGUUCGAAUGAAAUUGGAAGGGAAGCUUUCGCCACUGAAGAGCAGGCAUAUUUAGAGGCACAUGAGGCUGUUGGAGAAAACAAGGUCGACUUGAAAAGUGAAGACAAAUUCAAAGAGAAGGAAAGAAAAAAGAAGGAUGAGAAACAUAGGGAUUGGGGAGAGAGGGAGAAGGAUCGAAAUGAUCGGCGAAACAAUCUGCAGAUUGCGAACAGAGAACCAGAGGGAUGGGAGAGGGAGAGAAAGGAUGCUCUGAAAGACAAGGAACGACUGAAGGAGAGGGAAAAGGAUCAUGUUAAGAGAGAAACGUCAAACAUAAAUGAGAACGAGAGUUUGCACAAUGAGAAGGAACUAGUGGAUGGAUCAGCCAAAAUUUCUGAGAAGGAAAGUCCAGCACUAGAACAGAAGAAAUUUAAAGAAUUUGAUAGCUUGAAAGCUAUUGACAGGGAUGCUAAACACAGGAAAACAGAGAAGGAUCUAGAUGUUGAAGGUGACCAACGUGAAAAGCAUGUCAGAUGUUACGACAAGGAAUCGGAUGAUGGAUGCAUGGAAGCAGAUGGAACUGCAGAAAGGGAUAGAGAAGUUUUUGGGUAUGGGGUUCAGCAGCGUAGGCGGAUGCUACGACCAAGGGGCACUACUCAAGUGGCUAACCGGGAGCCACGUUUUCAAUCUUGCGCACGGGAUGGUGAAGGAUCUCAAGGAAAACCUGAAGUCUCCACUGUUGUUUAUAAGGCGGGUGAAUGCAUGCAGGAGCUGAUAAAAUUGUGGAAGGAAUUUGAAGCAUCUGAAGAUAACAAAAAUGGUUACAGCUCUCACAAUGGUCCAACUUUGGAAAUCAGGAUACCUGCUGAAUAUGUUACUGCCACAAAUCGUCAAGUCAGAGGCGGCCAGCUGUGGGGAACGAAUAUAUAUACAAAUGAUUCAGAUCUUGUUGCUGUUCUCAUGCACACUGGCUAUUGCCGCCCAACGGCAUCCCCGCCUCUGCCUGCCAUCCAUGAGUUGCGUGCGAUCAUUCGAGUGCUAUCACCACAAGAUUGCUACACUUCAACAUUGAGAAAUAAUGUCCGUUCCCGUGCUUGGGGAGCUGCAAUUGGCUGUAGUUAUCGUGUUGAACGGUGCUGCAUGGUGAAGAAAGGAGGUGGCACUAUUGAUCUCGAGCCUUGUCUUGCACAUACAUCAGCAGUGGAGCCCACUCUAGCUCCAGUGCCUGUUGAACGCACAAUAACUACAAGAGCUGCUGCUACGAACGCAUUGCUGCAGCAGAAAUUUGUACGUGAAGUCACCAUACAAUAUAACCUAUGCAAUGAACCAUGGGUUAAAUAUAGCAUAAGCACAGUUGCUGAUAAGGGACUGAAGAAGCCCCUUUACACGUCUGCUCGCUUGAAGAAGGGGGAAGUUCUGUACUUAGAAACACAUUCAAAUAGGUAUGAGCUCUGUUUUAAUGGAGAGAAGGCUGUCAGCAACGGCACAAUGGCUCAGGCAGCAGAAUUAGAGUCAGAAAAGCUUCAAAAUCAUAAUUCACAUGCUACCCAAUUAAGUGAUAGAAAUCAAGCAGAUCGCGAGAACACCAUCGAUGUUUUCCGAUGGUCCCGUUGUAAGAAGCCCCUUCCCCAUAAAGUCAUGCAUUCCAUCGGAAUCCCAUUCCCCAUCGAACAUUUAGAGGUAUUGGAGGAGAAUCUUGACUGGGAAGAUGUCCGGUGGUCGCAAACGGGUGUUUGUAUUGCCGGAAAAGAGUAUACGCUGGCACGGGUUCAUUUUCUCUCUCCAAGUUAGGGGUCUUUGGCUGGUGUGAAUUGGUGUGAAACACAAAAAGUGAAGUGGUUUGGGAGGUGUGAAUUGGUGUGAAAUGGAAUUCAUUUCCAACAAAAUACACACUUUUGAAAUCUCUCCAUGAAGCUGUGAUUUCAAUCCCAAUUACCACCGAAUCCUCCAAAGGUCCAAAAUCUGACCAUUGGAAAGGAUGCUUUUAAAACAGCUACACACGCACCCAUGUUAGGAUCAUGGCCCUGGUGGGCUUGGGUGGCCCCCACCAUUUUUAAAUAUGAAAUCCACUCCAACCACCAGGUCCAUCACCCCAUGGCCCAAAAUUCAGCACAUUCCAUGCUUCAGGUGGGCCAUACCAAGGGAACAAAUGGGAGAGGGACACCUACCCUUGAUUUUUACAUUGGCCACUAUGAUGUUUACGUGAAAUCCACUACAACCAUUAGAUACAUCAUCCGAAGCUAGGUCUUGGGUUAAAAAAUUAAGUUGACAUGUUAUUACGAUGGGCCACACCAAAGGAAAUAGUUGAGAGAGAGAUGUCAACCUUGAUUUUUUCAGGGUCCACCCUGAUGAUUAUAUGAAAUCCAUUCCAGCCAUUAGAUGCCACACUAAAUUUUGGUCUCAGGCCCAUCCGUGAUUCAAGCGGGCCACACAAAUGGAAAUAGUUUGGGGGAUAAGCGUUGCCCCAUAUAAUGUUUCCAAUCGUGUGGUCUACUUAAUCACGGAUGGGGCUGAUUUUUGGGCUCAUAACAUGGGGCGGCAUAUGUGGUAGUCGGGGUGGAUUUCGGAUUUCACAUAAACAAGACGGUGGGCCUGUCUAAGCAUUUUGAGCUUUCCAUGUGGUUGGUUUCCAAAGUUUUGGAUCUUGUGCUUGGAAAAUCAGGCCAUUUUACAUUGAAGAAUCAGUGGGCCCACUUUCGUAGCCCACAUAGGGCUUAGAAUUU